AGAGCGUCUCAUCAAUACUGCACUGCUAUCUCGCUGCUCUCGGAGACUUCGCGCUCGCUGCACUUGCUCGCUCCUUGGAAUCUCUGUCGGGUGUGCUCACAAGAGGCGCGUACUGAUCAUUCGCUCCCUUGGAUAACACUGGUCUACGCGGCGCUGUUCCUUCCUUGCGCGAACUAUGGCCUCCCUGAUUGCCAUUCUCGACCUCAAGGGCAAGCCUCUCAUCCAGCGAUCAUACAGGGACGACGUGCCCUCCGCAUAUAUCGAGCGUUUUCUGCCCAUCGUACUGGAUUUGGAGGAGGAGGGCGCCCAGGUCACACCAUGCUUCACAAGGGAGGGCGUGAACUACCUCCACAUCAGACAUAGCAACCUCUAUCUGCUCGCGCUGAGCAAACGGAACAGCAAUGCAGCGGAGAUCAUCCUCUUCCUCCACCGGCUCGUCUCGGUGCUCAUCGAAUACUUCAAGGAGCUCGAGGAGGAGAGUAUCCGCGACAACUUCGUCAUCAUAUACGAGCUGCUCGACGAGAUGAUGGACUUUGGUUACCCGCAGACGACGGAGAGUAAGAUCUUACAAGAAUACAUCACCCAAGAAUCAUACAAACUCGAAGUCCAAGUACGCCCACCGAUCGCAGUCACAAACGCCGUCUCGUGGCGUUCGGAGGGCAUCCGGUACCGGAAGAACGAGGUCUUCCUGGACGUCAUCGAGAGUGUCAACCUGCUUGUCAACGCGACAGGAAACGUCGUGCGCUCGGAGAUUCUGGGCGCGGUCAAGAUGAAGUGUUAUCUGUCUGGGAUGCCGGAGCUCAGGCUUGGGCUCAACGACAAGGUCAUGUUCGAGACGACGGGCCGAACCGCGCGGGGAAAGGCAAUCGAGAUGGAAGACGUCAAGUUCCACCAAUGCGUGCGAUUAUCACGGUUCGAGAAUGAUCGGACAAUAUCCUUCAUCCCACCCGACGGCGAGUUCGAGCUGAUGAGUUACCGGCUAAGCACGCCAGUUAAGCCGCUUGUUUGGGUUGAGGCCGCCGUCGAGCACCAUAAGGGCUCCCGCGUAGAGUACAUGGUGAAGGUAAAGGCGCAGUUCAAGCGGCGGAGCACGGCGAACAACGUUGAGAUCUACGUGCCGGUGCCGGACGACGCAGAUACGCCGAAGUUCAGGGCAAGCACAGGCUCUGUACAGUACGCCCCUGACAAGAGCGCGUUCGUGUGGAAGAUCAAGCAACUCGGCGGCGGGCGCGAGUUCCUCAUGCGAGCACACUUCGGCCUACCGAGCGUACGUGGAGAGCACGACUCGAUGGACAAGCGCGCCCCGAUCACGGUCAAGUUCGAGAUCCCGUACUUCACCGUGUCUGGUAUACAGGUGCGCUAUCUCAAGAUCGUCGAGAAGAGCGGAUACCAGGCACUGCCGUGGGUGCGGUACAUAACGCAAAAUGGAGAUGAUUAUAGUUUACGGACAGCGCUGGAGAAGGGAAGCGCGCCCAUCGUGCCGAUGUGAGAGCCUUGUUGUCGAUGUUGUCAUUAGACAUGCUGUGUUGUGUGUAUCUCUGGAACCCACUUCCUUGGACUCGCUGGCGGGCGGGAGAUGGUCGUUACCCAAGGUGCGCAGAGCAGUGCGCCUCGAAGCUGAACCCUUCAUUCUGGGCGUUGUCGCGAGCACACUGGCUCUGCAGCCAAGUUCACCGGCUCAUACCCGUCUACAUAAAUUAUUCGCCUCUGUCCUGUCUAGCUUCGCUGCUAUGCGGACAGCAUCGAUUCCGUCAUGCACCCAAGGAAGUACUGUAAGCGGGUCCACGUCUAGCCAUUCGCGCAAUCGGGACUACAAUGGGUAUGCCAUCAGCAUCGUUGAGACCAAAAUCGGAAACUACGCGGCUGUGCAUCGGCUAGUCACUCUGUAUA
This is a messenger RNA of Fomitopsis serialis, 1890 nucleotides long. Its product is annotated as clathrin adaptor mu subunit. Gene Ontology annotation, molecular function: clathrin-cargo adaptor activity. The record is from RefSeq and is a predicted model, not a curated record. NCBI's taxonomy places the organism in Eukaryota, Fungi, Basidiomycota, Agaricomycetes, Polyporales, Fomitopsidaceae. Gene Ontology annotation, biological process: intracellular protein transport; vesicle-mediated transport. The transcript is spliced from 10 exons. The coding region runs from base 176 to 1489 and encodes 437 amino acids. Gene Ontology annotation, cellular component: clathrin-coated vesicle; clathrin adaptor complex.